AUGGGCGAUCCGGAAAAUUGGGAUAAGAGGGAGGCAAACAGAAGCAUUCGCUGGGGGGGCGAGGUGAAUAGGGGCAGUGACGAGCGUGUAACUCGGAAUGAGCUAGCAACUCCGGAUGAGAUUGCAACUAGGAAUGAGCCAGCCACUCGGGAUGAUCUUGCAACUAGGAAUGAGCCUGCAACUCGGGAUGAGCUAGCCACACGUGAUGAGAUAGCCAAACCGGACGAUCUCGGAACUCCGGACGAAGCCUCCCCGGGAGACGCCAAGAAGAACACCGCAUCCCAAUUCAGCAUCCUGGAGCAGCUGUCCAUGCUAAACAAAAAGAGAAAAAAAUUCUCCAGAGAUAUGGAUGCGUGGGAGGUAAUAUCGAACAUCUCGAAGUAUUCAUCAGACCAUAACAAAGAAACGGAAAAGAAAAAGAUACUAAUCUGUUUAGGCAACAACAAUUUUGGUCAGCUAGGGUUCCAGGAGAACGUUAAAGUUGGCAUAGUGGACUUCUCCACGGUCCUCAUUAGUAAGAGGUACUCCGCAAGUGGGAGGAGCCGCCGGGGAGGACUCCAGACAGGUGGCAAUGAGACGAUUGGCGGAGAGGAUUGCGGAGGCGAAGAUGGUGGCAGCGGAAAUCAAGGCAGCGAAACAGUUGUCGAAGAAGCCCAUGGGGGUGAAGCGAAGAGAACCUUCGAAAGGAGCAGAAGGUACAACGACCUCGCCAGAGAAAUAAAGCGACGGAACAACAACUGUUUUUACAACAGCCAGUGGAAUAACGCCCUCAGCAAAAACGAAAUAUACAACGACAUCCUGACGAGACUCCCGAAUGACUUUAACAUUUCCACGAUUAAGAAAAUCAAAAAUAAUGAGAAAGAUGGGAAGAGUAUGAGCAAAGAGAACGUGCACGACUUGCUAGGAAAGAAACUCACGACGAGCGGCAGUGGAGGGAAGCACAGAAUCGUCACUACUGACGAAGUGAAGAACAGAAGUAUGCAAAAUGGGAAGCGUACCGUAAAGGAGGAACCCCAAGGGAAGCUGCUCUUGCACAAGAAAAAGGACAGCAUCGGUAGCAGGAGGGCAGAUAGGCGGAGGACAGGCAGCGUCCGGGUCAGCCUCAUCAGAGAGACAAACUACCUCAGGAGGAACAGAUACGAGGAAGGGGCAAUGGAGAAGAACAAAAGGUUCUUUUCUGAAAAUGAGAAGGACAAGGAGAAGGAUUACCAAAGGAGGAUCCGUCAGUAUAGUGAUUUUUUCAAAACGACUGAGUAUGUGGUGGGAGGCAGUGGCGGCAUUUCUACUCUGGGAGGAAUCCGUCAAAGGAGCCAAGCAGAGAUUCAGCACAAGCUAGACAUGCGAAAAGAAGUGGGCAUGCCAAACCAAAUGGACACGAGCAACAGCCGCAACAGUAAUAGCCCCAAUUGGAACAGCCACUUGGCAGAUGGAGGGAACAAACCGGGGGAAGACUACCUCUACUUUAACCCAGAGAUAAUUAACUGCGGGAAGUAUCACUCCGGAGUGGUUAGCAAAAAUGGGUUUGUCUGCCUCUGGGGGCUGAACUGCUACGGACAACUUGGGGUGAAUCCGAACAAGUCAGUUCACACGUGUUAUCGAAGGACUAAAUUGAGCAUGUUGAAAAGGAGUCCGGAAGAUGAGGAGAAUGAGAGGGAGAAGGAGAGAAAAAAAACAGACGCUCCCGCAAAGAGGACCAUUUUCUCCCCUGUGAAGACUGAGAAAACGAUGCUGUCCCCCUACAUACAUAAAUUAGUGCCCUUGAAGCAUUUCGGACAUAAGCAUAAAGUGAAAGACAUAAGCUUAGGGUCCUUUCACACGUUAUUACUCACGUACGAUGGGUUCGUUUUUACCUUCGGGUGUAACAAGAAGGCACAGUUGGGGCUGCCAAAUGGGUACCACAGGAAGGUGUCCCACACUAGCAGGCCCUUCCUCCUCCCACUGGUGAUUGUCGAACGAGGGAUGCAGAAGAGCCACCCACGAUAUGGACGAACGAACACCUUUUUCUUCUCAUCAAAGAAGACCUAUGCGAAUAUCGCACAUCCAGUUAUCUCCAUAAACUGUGGGGCGUAUAACAGCGCCUUGAUUGACGCAAAUAGGAAGCUCUGGAUUUGGGGCUGGAACAAGUUUGGCCAAAUAGACAGCACUUAUGCGGUUGAGAAGAUGAAGAAGAAACAGCGGGAAGAAGCGGCGCAGGGGUGCAAAACGUGCAGUGGGGGAACGAUACACAUGAGCAUGAUGGGCCUGAAAACGAUAGCCCAAGUGGUACAAAAGGGGGGAGAACACAUAAAAAAAAGACUUACGUCCAAGGAGAGGUUACACUCGAAAGAUGGAGACGGACAUAGGGACAAACACAGGAGAUAUAAAAAAAGCAACAAACUUGUGAAUGUCCCGAGAAAUGUGAAGAUAAAAGAUAAGAGUGUGCUUCAAGUCAGUUUGGGUAAGUACCAUAGCCUUUGCCUGACGGAGGACAAGUCGGUGUAUAUAUGGGGCUACUUGAAGAGAGAAAAAAAAGGAGCAGCAGAAGGGGCAGAAGAGGAAGAGAAGAAAUGCUCAUAUGUUAUCUCCUGCUGUGGAGGCAGCAAGUACUACAGGAACAUCACCAGCAUCACAAAGAUAACCUGUUUGAGCAAUUUAUACAUCUCGAGCAUUGCCUCCUCCAGCACUCACACGGCAUUCGUUGCGCCAAUAACGUAUAUAGAUGAAAGAAGUAUGGACUCGCAGGGGGGACCCAGAAGUGCCAUCUCACCAGGAGGGGAAAAAGUGGGAAACAAAUUCAGGUACAACAUUCUUCUGAAAAAUGAAAGCUCCCAUUUGUUGGAAUAUUAUUCUGAGCAGGUCAUAACGAGGGGAGGAGACAACAUCUUUUACGUCAAAUACUCAGACCUCAUUCUCUUGAUUAGCCGAUCAUCCCAAGGAGGAGAAAGUCACAUUGCAGGUCAGGGGACCCACCCAAGGCAGAAUGUCUACCUCAUAAAUAACUCUCUCCACGUCAGUAAUGUGUGUAAUAAUGGGAGUAAUUACUACCUCAAUCUUAACGCUCGAGGGGGGAGUGCUGCUGGCCAGGCGGAUGAAGCAGCCCAAGUGAGCGGUGCAUGUCAUGUAAGCGGUGCAUACCCCGUCAGCAAAACAGACCAAGUGAAAAAAAUCCUGCAGCCGCUUCUGCUCAGCAAUAACAACAACGUCAACCGAGUGGAUUUACUACAAAUAUUCCAAGUAGCCAUGGGGAAAAACUUUGCCAUUUUUUUAACCUCCUCUCCAUCUAUUAAUCGCAUUUUAAACAAAAAAAAAAUUGAUUACAUAAACAACAUUUGCUCUUUAGACGUUCUUCGAAAUAAAAUCCCCGAGAGAAACAUAUUCAUCAUUGGCAAGUCUGACUUCCAUCACAUUAUCCUUCCCAGUAACUGCAAACAGACAAGCAUUCCAAUCUGUCUGCACAAGGACAAGCUAAUAAAUGAGGCCCUCCUACGCAAUAAAAAACACAAUUUUUUAACCAUAUCAAGGAGGAAGAAGUACUCGGAUCAGAUUAGCUACAACAAUAAGCUUCUAAACUUGAAGAAGCUGUAUGGGAAAAUAAAAAAAAGCGUGACUAACUGUAGUUUACUCUACAAUGAUAUCGACCAGGAGAGGUUUUCCCUCCUCCUGGACCCCAUUGCUGCCAACAGGAGCUCUCUAGCGGCGUACAGGCUGCACUCCGUGAACUGUGGUACAUCCAGCAGCAGGAACAGGAAAUCCCUUUCGUAUCUGCAAUCGUCGAGCGAUCGGGCUAGCAGCAACAACAACAGAAGUAGCAACAGCAACAAAAGAAUCAGCAACAGCAACAACAACAGCAUCUUCCACUUCCACUUGGGGCAGAGGAGGGACACGGCGGCGCGAGGCACCGGGGGAAAGUGCGCCUCCUCGGAGGAUCGCUUUUCCGGCGACCGGGAUGGGAGCAGGCGCGUGGGUAGCCACGUCAUCAGCAACCGCGAAGAGAGCAACAACGUUGGAAGGAACCGCGCCGAUUGCAACCGAGGCGACCCCUGCGAAUGGGUCUCCUUCCGCACAACGCCCCAAUCCUCGCAGAGCUCAUGGCAGACAAACUCCUCCAGGGCGCCAGCCAACCUGAGCAGACAAGCAGAAGCAAACGUAUCGGAGGUAAGCAAACAAGAGCGAACCCCUGGAGGGGAAAAUAAAAAGAACAGGGCGGACACCCCCCUGUUGUGCAAGGAACAGAAGGAUAGUCUGUUUAGUUCAUCGAACGAGGGAGACUUGCAGAAGGAACACAAUUCGAAAAGAGCAGCAGAUUUAGGGAUGUCAAGUGAAGAAUCCCAUCUGUGCGACGAAUCUGGGGAGUACUACCCCCUUGGUAAAAAAAAACAGGUAAGCAGUGCGUGGGGCACACCCGGAGAGGAACUGGACCAUUCGCGGAGCACACAAAAGGAAGGAAAACAUUUUUCACACAAGAGCAGCAGUAGAAGUAGUAGCUGCAAUAAUCACCUUGUGAAUGGCCAAGAAGUGGAAAGGGCUAACAAAGCCGUGAUAGGUUGUUCUUCCAUCAUGGGAAGGACAAACGAGGCUGAGAUGUGCAGGGACCACACGGAUGGGAAUAAUAAUGGAAAGGAAGGCGGGAAGGAACUCGAAAAGGAGAGUAACCCCCCCGCGAAGGAAAGGCGCAAAAGCUCUACAUGCGUAAAUAAAAAAAAACUCUUCAGAAAUAUGAUACUGGAAACUAUCGAUAACAUAAAUGACAAUUUUUUGAAUCUGCAAAAUGGGAGUGACAGAUUGCUGGAUUGCGAACAAGUUAAAUUAAAAUUUAAAGUUUUUAAAAAAAGGAGGUCAUGCCUGUGGAAUUAUUUCACGUAUCAUCACACGAAGCGGAAGUGUCCCUUUGGGUUUAACUUGUCUGAAAAUAUCGUCAACAUAACGCUACUCGAUGUUGCCUGUGGGGAUUACCACUCACUGAUUUUGUUGGAGGUGGAUACGCUGACGUGA
Messenger RNA from Plasmodium inui San Antonio 1, 4971 nucleotides. RefSeq lists its product as hypothetical. The record is from RefSeq and is a predicted model, not a curated record. NCBI's taxonomy places the organism in Eukaryota, Apicomplexa, Aconoidasida, Haemosporida, Plasmodiidae. The transcript has a single exon. The coding region runs from base 1 to 4971 and encodes 1656 amino acids.